Messenger RNA from Cuculus canorus (common cuckoo), 3282 nucleotides. RefSeq names its product threonine--tRNA ligase 1, cytoplasmic. Gene Ontology annotation, biological process: threonyl-tRNA aminoacylation. The record is from RefSeq and is a predicted model, not a curated record. Gene Ontology annotation, cellular component: cytoplasm. Gene Ontology annotation, molecular function: ATP binding; threonine-tRNA ligase activity. Bases 23 to 2347 code for a protein of 774 amino acids. The transcript has 19 exons. NCBI's taxonomy places the organism in Eukaryota, Metazoa, Chordata, Aves, Cuculiformes, Cuculidae.
GGGGCGGGGCGAGGCCGCCAAGAUGGAGGCGGCGGCGCGGCGGGUGUCGCGGCAGGAGGAGGAGCUGCAGCGGCUGGCGGCUGAGGUGGGGCGGUUGGCGGAGCAGCGGGCCCCGGGCGGCCCCGAGCUGCAGCGCCUGCGAGCCGAGAAUGAGAAGCUGCGCUACCGCCUGCUGCACCUGCGCCGCAGCCUGGACGCCGAGCUGGCCCGGGCCGCGGAGAAAGUCUCCAGCGCAAGUCCAGCUGUUGUGGUGAAUCAAAGUAACAAGGAAAAGAAAAAAGAGAAUAAAACUGUGAACCAACAUCAAAAUGAUCUGCAGUGUGAGCCAAACUUCAUACAAGACAGACUGAAGCUUUACGAAGCACUGAAAAAAGAACAUGAUGCUUUGCUAGCUUACAGAGCAGCCAACCAGAGCAAACCUAUCAAGAUUACUCUGACAGAUGGAAAGGUGGCUGAAGGGGAAUCCUGGAAAACCACACCACAUCAGUUAGCUGUGGGAAUUAGUCAAGCGUUGGCUUCAAAUGCAGUCAUAGCCAAAGUGAAUGGUGAACUGUGGGACCUGGAUCGUCCACUGGAGGGAGAUUGUGCUCUGGAGCUGCUUACAUUUGAUGAUGAAGAAGCAAAAGCUGUUUAUUGGCAUUCAAGUGCUCAUAUUCUUGGAGAGGCCAUGGAAGGUUAUUUUGGGGGCUGCUUAUGCUAUGGACCACCAAUUGAGAAUGGAUUUUAUUAUGACAUGUACAUUGAAGACAGAGGUGUGUCUAGCACUGAAUUCCCCCUACUAGAGAACCGCUGUAAAAAUAUCAUCAAAGAGAAGCAGGCUUUUGAAAGGCUGGAAGUCAAAAAGGAGAUCCUGUUAGACAUGUUUAAGUAUAAUAAGUUUAAAUGUCGUAUCCUUAAUGAGAAGGUGAACACACCAACUACCACAAUAUACAGAUGUGGUCCGCUGAUUGAUCUCUGCAGGGGUCCACAUGUGAGACACACUGGAAAAAUUAAGGCCCUUAAAAUAUUUAAGAAUUCCUCUACCUAUUGGGAAGGAAAAUCUGAUAUGGAAACUCUGCAGAGAAUAUAUGGAAUAUCUUUUCCUGAUAACAAAAUGAUGAAGGAAUGGGAAAAAUUCCAGGAAGAAGCCAAAAACCGGGACCAUAGAAAAAUUGGAAAGGAACAAGAACUGUUCUUCUUUCAUGAUUUUAGUCCUGGAAGCUGCUUUUUCCUCCCCAGAGGUGCCUUUCUUUAUAACACGCUUGUGGAUUUCAUACGAGAGGAGUAUCACAGGCGUAACUUCGCUGAAGUUGUAUCUCCAAACAUCUUUAACAGUAAACUCUGGGAAGCUUCAGGACACUGGCAGCACUACAGUGAAAACAUGUUCUCUUUCGAGGUCGAGAAGGAAACUUUUGCCCUUAAGCCGAUGAAUUGUCCAGGACAUUGCUUGAUGUUUGCCCACCGUCCACGAUCCUGGAGGGAAAUGCCUCUUAGACUUGCGGAUUUUGGAGUUCUUCACCGAAAUGAACUUUCUGGGACUUUAACUGGCUUGACUCGCGUAAGGCGCUUCCAACAAGAUGAUGCUCACAUCUUUUGUACAAUAGAACAGAUUGAAGAAGAAAUUAAGAGCUGUCUUGAUUUCUUGAAGUCAGUGUAUGCUGUCUUUGGUUUUACCUUUCAACUGAAUCUUUCUACAAGACCAGAAAAUUACCUAGGAGAGUUGGAGAUCUGGGAUCAUGCAGAAAAGCAACUUCAAAGCAGCUUGAAUAACUUUGGAGAGCAAUGGAAUUUGAAUCCAGGAGAUGGAGCAUUUUAUGGUCCUAAGAUUGAUAUUAAAAUCAAAGAUGCUAUUGGCAGGUACCAUCAAUGUGCUACUAUCCAGCUUGACUUCCAACUGCCCAUUCGAUUUAAUCUUACUUAUGUUGGUAAGGAUGGUGAUGAUAAGAAAAGGCCAGUGAUUAUUCACAGAGCUAUUUUGGGAUCUGUGGAGAGAAUGAUAGCUAUUCUAGCAGAAAAUUACGGAGGAAAAUGGCCGUUCUGGCUGUCUCCACGGCAGGUCAUGGUUGUGCCCGUAGGACCGACUUCAGAAGAGUAUGCCCAGCAGGUUUGCAGCGAGUUUUUUGAAGCAGGAUUUAUGUCAGAUGUGGAUCUCGGUCCAAGCUGCACGUUGAACAAGAAAAUCAGAAAUGCACAGCUGGCGCAGUAUAACUUUAUCUUAGUGGUUGGAGAAAAGGAGAAAGCGAAUAAUGCUGUCAAUGUGCGAACAAGAGACAACAAAGUUCAUGGAGAGAUUUCGGUAUCCUCUGCUAUUGAAAAACUGAAGAAAUUUAAAAGUUCACGUAUUCCAAAUGCAGAAGAAGAAUUCUGAUGUUGCUGCUGGGCAUCUAGUAGUUGUUUUCCAAUGUGAAAUGGCAUUCCUUUUCUCCUGUACAGCAGUAGGGCUCCUCUAAGGAAGUUUUCAGUUAAUGGACACACAAAAUAAGCAAAUGUAGCAACGUGGGUGCUGCCGGAAUAGCAUGAGAGGAGAGAUGCAGCUGCCAACUCCCUUGACAGUCCCACAGGACUCCAGUCUGGGCGGGUUGGAGAAUGCUUAGUAAAUAAGUCCUGUACCUCUGCUAAAAUGUGUUGUUUUUGCUGUGGAAAUAAAUGAGGGCUGCAAGAGGUCCUGGAGCGGGAGGCUGGGGUGGUUCCUGGGUGCUGCUGCAGUCGUGUUGCUGCCGCAUAACUGCCGUGACCUGGAAGCCAGAGCUUGGCGGUUGGGGGGUGCAUCAGGAACGUUGUGCUUCUGCUGUUUUGUGACUUCAGAUUGUCAAAUUUCCUUUUGGCCGGGGAGCGGAGUAGCUCGAUUCUGAAUUUGUGAUCAGAGGCUACAAACGUGUCUGUUGGAAAUCCCGGUGAAACCAGGCACUGACUGUGUUGCUUUGCCAAGAAUGAAAUUGCGUUUCUCACCAUUACCUGUGUGUGGAAAGUGCUUUAUUUUUUCCCCGUGUUUACUGUUACUUCAACUUCUUUCUAAAGCAAACAAACCUUUGGAAGAAGAGUGUGAUUGACUGCUGUACUCGUGUGGGACGCUGAAAAGGCUGAAAGGGGCGGAUGACAAUUUUCAUGUUAAAAUAUAGCACGUUGGAAAUUAAAUUUGCCAUAUUUAUCUGAUUUAUUUAUGCUUGGAAAGGAUUUAAAAGUUACUGUUUCAGGCGGGUAUUUUUUGAAAUUACUUUUUACAACUUCCCUUCGGUUUUAUAUGCUGUGUUUCAGUUACAAGGCUUAGAUAACAUUCAGCAUUAUUCAUCUAAGCUGUAGCGC